CCCCGCUAUUUCUUCAUGCUCAAUCGUCUCAACCUACUCACGCGUCAUUUCGCCAGACCAUACUUUACCCGUCCAUCAGCCCCUACUCUCUCAUCUCCGUUCCUGGCAGGCCCGUUCGCGAUGACAUCAGCCGCACACGCGAAGCCCAUCCACACGGCUGCAUGCCUGAUCAUUGGUGAUGAGGUUCUCGGUGGAAAGACCAUCGACACCAACUCCCCCUUCCUGGCCAAGUUCUGCUUCUCCCUCGGCAUCCAGCUGAAGCGUGUAGAGGUCAUCCCCGACGAUGAGGAGGACAUCAUAGAAGCGAUUCGCCGCAUGAGCUCCCGCUACGACUUUGUCGUCACCAGCGGAGGAAUUGGGCCAACACACGAUGAUAUCACCUACUCCUCAAUCGCAAAGGCAUUCAACCUCAAGCUCCAACUCCACGAAGCCGCCUUCGAGCGCAUGAAGAGACUCUCCAAGCCACACCCCAUGCAACCGAACUUCGACUGGGAGACGCCCUCCCCAGGUUUGAACGCCAAAUUGCGCAUGGUCGAGCUCCCCUUCGACCCCAAGAUUCCGGCUGAGCACCAGGCCGUCUUCGUCGCAGAUGAUAUGUGGGUUCCUGUUGCUGUUGUUAACGGUAACGUGCACAUCCUUCCCGGUGUGCCGCGACUGUUUGAGCGCUUGCUGGAGAACUUGAAGCCGUCGCUCGUCCCGAGAUUGACGCAUCUGGAGGGCAAGGGAACCCACCGGUUCAUGAUCAGUACGCCUUUGCCUGAGAGUGCGGUUGCACCGUUCUUGACUGAGCUUGCGGCGAAGGUUGAGCCGCGUGGUGUGAAAGUUGGAAGUUAUCCUCGCUGGGGUAAGAAGCGGAAUACCGUUACCCUGGUUGGUGCUGAUAAGGAAUACUUGGAGUCUCUUGUGCAGGAGGUUGAGGCAGGUGUGCAGGGCAAGUUGGUGUCUAAGGAAGAUGAGCUGGAUGCUCCCGAAGACGAGGAUCGGGUUUACAGUCAGUAA
Messenger RNA from Penicillium pulvis, 999 nucleotides. RefSeq names its product flavin adenine dinucleotide pyrophosphatase. Lineage: Eukaryota; Fungi; Ascomycota; Eurotiomycetes; Eurotiales; Aspergillaceae. The transcript is spliced from 3 exons. Bases 16 to 999 code for a protein of 327 amino acids. The record is from RefSeq and is a predicted model, not a curated record.